AUGGAAGAAAAUAGCCCAUCUACUAACCAUAAUGGACAGAUAGGACCAGCUUCUGGCGGUACAAAUGUUGGUAGUAAACAAAAUGAAGAAGGAAAUCAGGGACCGCAAUACUCAAUACCAGGAAUUUUACAUUUUAUACAGCACGAAUGGGCUAGGUUUGAAAUGGAACGAUCGCAAUGGGAAGUUGAUCGUGCUGAAUUACAGGUAAAUUGUUUUUAUAAAACAUUUUUAAAUAUAAUUUUAAUGAAUUACAUUGUGAAUAAAUUUAACUUAUUGAGUUUUAGUAAUGAAAUUACCAAAUGUAUAAUACUACUUGCAAGAAUAGCUUUUCUUCAAGGUGAAAGAAAAGGUCAAGAAAAUUUAAAACAUGACCUGAUACGUCGAAUAAAAAUGUUAGAAUAUGCUUUAAAACAAGAAAGGGCAAAAUUUCACAAGUUAAAAUAUGGAACAGAUAUUCAGCAAGAAGAUAUUAAACCACCAACUGGAAUAUAUGAUGAAGGAGGUGAAACUGGAGUUACUUUGGACUCUGAAACUCCUUAUUCAGCAGUUAGCAAUAUUACAUGGAAACAAGGAAGACAGCUUUUAAGGCAAUACUUGCAAGAAAUAGGAUAUACUGAUACAAUCAUUGACGUCCGAUCAAAUAGAGUAAGAUCAUUACUCGGAUUAAAUAAUAAUGCGGAAACGGAAGAAAAUUUAAAUAAUCCUGGGGGGUCGGUGAAUGGAAACGAAGCUUCGAACAAAAGAGCAAAUGAAAAUCAGGGCAGGCCCACUCCUGCCAAAAAGUCACAACCGUCUGUAACUGACGCGAUGCAACGUCAUAAUAGGGAAGCGAUGAUGCUCGAAACAGAAGCAGCUAUUAUGGCAAAUUUUGAAUACUUAGGUCAUGAUGAUGUAGAAAUGGACGAUGAGGAUAUGGGAGAUGAUUUGGAAGAUCAAGAUGAUAUUAAGUGUGCUAAACACAAGUCAAAGGCUCUAAUUGACAAUAAUGACGUAGAUCCGGAAGUAGAAGAAGUAUUAAAUGAAUUCAGUCUUAUAACUGAAUCUGCAGGAGACGGCGUAGAAUGGGAUUCGUUUGCCAAAGGUUUUUCUUCUCAUCGACCUGGGAAAGACGAAGAUUUAGACUGUACAUUGGGCUUGGGUGAAUUGGCUCAAUUAACUGUCAAUAAUGAUGCCGAAGCUACAUAUGAUGUUUCAACAAAUAAAGAAGCUUUUCGAAAAACUUGGAAUGCGAAAUACACGCUAAGAAGUCAUUUCGAUUGCGUACGAGCUUUGGCAUUUCAUCCUGUAGAACCGGUAUUAAUAACAGCCACAUCAUUAGAUGUAGAACCCUUAUACACUUUUAGAUGUCAUACAGGACCUGUUUUAUCAGUGGUUAUGAGUGCAACCGGUGAACAAUGUUACAGCGGAGGACUGGAUGGAGCCAUUCAUUGCUGGAAUUUACCAAGUCCUAAUGUGGAUCCAUAUGAUUCUUUCGGUGAGUUUAAAAAAAAAUUUUAUUUACGUUUUCACUUUAGAAAUUUAAUGUUUCAUUAUUUUCCAGAUCCGGAAGUUUUAAUCCAAACUCUUAGUGGCCAUUUUAAUGCAGUUUGGGGAUUACGUAUACACUCUAGUAAACCUCAUUUAUUAUCAUUUUCUGCGGAUGGCACAGUAAAACUAUGGGCUCCCAAUGUUAAAGACGCAUUGUUAAAUACAUUUAAAUCAGAGCAAGAUGGGUCUCCGACAUCGGUAGAUUUUGUACGGGACGAAGCUAAUCACAUCGUAACCGCUUUUAGUUCGUCAAAUUGUGUAAUUUUUGACUGUGAAACUGGUAAACCCGUCGUACGGUUUGAAAAUAAUCAGGUAAGAAUAAAACGACUAAUCAACAGAGUUGUAUGUCAUCCUUCGCUACCCUUAACAAUCACAGCACACGAAGACAGACACAUUCGCUUUUACGACAAUAAUAGUGGAAAAUUGGUUCAUUCGAUGGUUGCUCAUUUGGAUGCGGUCAGUAGUUUAGCAGUCGAUCCCAACGGUUUAUUUUUGUUAUCAGGAAGUCACGACUGUAGUAUUCGUUUAUGGAAUUUGGAUAGUAAGACGUGUGUUCAAGAAAUAACGGCGCACCGGAAAAAAUUCGAUGAAAGUAUUCUCGAUGUUGCAUUUCAUCCAUCGUCUCCCUAUAUAGCCAGCGCGGGAGCCGAUGGACUUGCCAAAGUGUUUGUUUAA
Messenger RNA from Pediculus humanus corporis (human body louse), 2202 nucleotides. Its product is annotated as Striatin, putative. The record is from RefSeq and is a predicted model, not a curated record. Lineage: Eukaryota; Metazoa; Arthropoda; Insecta; Psocodea; Pediculidae. Bases 1 to 2202 code for a protein of 733 amino acids. Gene Ontology annotation, molecular function: protein binding. The transcript is spliced from 12 exons.